AUGCAUAUUCCUUCGAAAUACGGACUGCUGGCCGCCAGUGCCAUCCAAGCAUGCUCUGGAUAUGUUGCCCAGCCUAGAGCUAACGAUGCAACAUGCAAGAGUACUACGAAAACUACUGUUGCUAUUCUGGGCGGUGGAAUGGCUGGCGUUACUGCGGCCCAAGCGUUAACAAACGCAUCUGUCACCGACUUUCUUAUCCUGGAAUACCGUGACACCCUGGGUGGUCGCAUGUGGCACACGGACUUUGGCAAGGACGAGAACGGCCACCCGUACACGAUAGAACUCGGUGCAAAUUGGGUCCAAGGAAUUGGCUCGAAUAAGACCGAAAACCCUAUCUGGCGCCUGGCCAAGAAAUACAACCUUAAGAAUCACUAUUCCAACUACGAUUCGAUACUCACGUAUGAUGAGCAUGGAUACGUUGAUUUCCAGAACGUGCUGGACGAGUACAGCGAAGCUUCCGAAAAGGCCACCCAGGAAGCUGGGAGAUUGCUGGUCCAGAAUGCGCAAGAUAUGACCGCGCGAUCCGGCUUUGCCCUCGCUGGAUGGAAUCCUGGACACGACGACAUGAAGGCCCAGGCUGUGGAAUGGUGGAACUGGGACUGGGAAGACGCCUGGACACCAGAAACCAGCUCAUUCAUCUUCGGAAUGGCCGGAGAAAACCUCACCUUCAACCAGUUCGGCGAAGACAACAACUUAUGCAUCGACCAACGAGGCUUCAACGUCCUCGUCACCGAGGAAGCAAAAACCUUCCUAAAGCCCGAACAAGUCCGUUUCAACACGCAGGUGACACAGGUCGACUAUUCAUCCGACGGGGUGACCAUCCACACCAAGAACGGCGAUUGCGUCCGCGCCGCCUACGCCAUCUGCACGUUCUCCGUCGGCGUCCUCCAGCGCGACGUCAUUAAAUGGGAACCAGAACUCCCCCUGUGGAAGCGGACCGCCAUCCAGAAGUUCGAGAUGGGCACCUACACCAAGAUCUUCCUGCAGUUCAACGAGACCUUCUGGCCGGAAGACAAGCAGUUCUUCCUGUACGCCUCCUCCACCACCCGUGGGUACUACCCUGUGUGGCAGUCCCUGUCUACGGAGGGCUUUUUCCCCGGCUCGAACAUCAUCUUCGUCACCGUCGUCCAGGAUCAGGCCUACCGCGCCGAGCUCCAGUCCGACGAGGAGACCAAGGAAGAGGUCAUGGAGGUCCUGCGCCAGAUGUUUCCCGACAAGGACAUUCCAGAACCCAUCGCGUUCAUGUACCCGCGCUGGACGUCCGUCCCCUGGGCGUACGGGAGCUACUCCAACUGGCCGGCCGGCACCACGCUCGAGGUGCACCAGAACCUGCGCGCCAACGUCGACCGCGUGUGGUUUGCCGGCGAGGCCAUCAGCGCGGAGUACUUUGGGUUCUUGCAGGGUGCGUGGUUUGAGGGGCGUGAGGCCGGUAUGCAGGUUGCUGGCCUGUUGCAGGAUCGAUGCGUGAACAUCUACGGCGAUCGGGUCUGCGGACAGCGCGUUCACUAUGACCCAUUGCAGGGUACAACGCCGAUUGAUGCCUACACGCUGAUCAAUGGCUGGCCUGUGGAUAGUAUAAAUUUGGAGUAG
Messenger RNA from Aspergillus terreus NIH2624, 1590 nucleotides. RefSeq names its product putative flavin containing polyamine oxidase. The record is from RefSeq and is a predicted model, not a curated record. The transcript is spliced from 7 exons. Gene Ontology annotation, molecular function: oxidoreductase activity. The coding region runs from base 1 to 1590 and encodes 529 amino acids. NCBI's taxonomy places the organism in Eukaryota, Fungi, Ascomycota, Eurotiomycetes, Eurotiales, Aspergillaceae.